Drosophila grimshawi is the source of this 1013-nucleotide messenger RNA. RefSeq lists its product as uncharacterized. The record is from RefSeq and is a predicted model, not a curated record. The transcript has 4 exons. Lineage: Eukaryota; Metazoa; Arthropoda; Insecta; Diptera; Drosophilidae. Bases 22 to 879 code for a protein of 285 amino acids.
UUAAAAGUUUUAAAUUACAAAAUGCACUCAAUUUGCCUGCUGCUAGUCAUCUGCCUCGCUACCAGCUGGCUGCCAUAUAGCCAAGCAAUACGCGUCGACUGGGGCACCAAUACGGGUCCCAUUGCGCCACCGCCACCACGAACCACGCCCACACCACCACGACAGCCAUAUCGCGAGCCGGCCCCAGUUUGGGAGGAUCAAAGCGACGAUGUGCCCAACCCGAAACCAUUUGUGUAUGUACUGCCACCGCCAUCUCGACCGCGCACUUGGAUUAUACCCGCUGGCCCCUAUGCGCCACCCAACUACAACAAUCUGCCGCCGAAGCGCAACUUUGGCCAACUUUCGCCUACAUACAACACGGCUGGGGCUGGAGCUGGAACUGGCACAGUGAGUGUGCCUGCAUUGGCUGCUCAGUAUGUGCCUGGUGUGGGCAUUAAGUAUACGGCUAUUGUGCCCAACAAGCUGCAGGGCAAAUACAAUGCGAAGACUAAAAAAUAUAAGGCCUACGAGAAGGCAAAUAAAUAUGCGCCAUGGAACUAUUUGCAGCUGCUGCCGCUGGAGGAGGCGGAAGAAGAGGAGGCGCUGGACAGGCACAAGACGCGCACCGAGUUACCCAAUGAGCCACUUCUUGGCUCCUCAACGACAGCGUCGCCCAGCAGCAGCAGCAGCAGCCCAACGGUUAAAUCAACAGCAACAACGCAAACAACAACCACAACAACAACAACAACAGCGGCAACGGUUGCCAAUUACAAGUUGGCACAUGAGAAGAGCGCCUAUUUGAAGAAGCACGACAAGCUAAAGAAGCUGCUCGAGAAGAUGCAGACUCAAAACAACAAUCACAACAACAACGCGUCGCAUGUGGUGGCAAACUCAAGUUGAGCGUUGCACAAACAAGCAACGAAAAAUUGAAAGAUGAAAAAUCCCCGCAAAAGCAUACGCGAAUUUUUAACGUUAAGACUUGCCCCAAAAUUUGUAAAUACAUAAUAAGAAAUCGAAUAAAACAAAAUACACAA